AUAUUGAAAAAGCUAAAGAGAUUUUUGAUCUCAAAAAUAUUCAAUAUUUGUAUAAGAAUAGAACUGUUCAGGAAACUUCAGAAUUAGCAUUAAUAACUUACUUAUUAGUAGAUUUUAAUGAUAAUAUAUUCAAAAAAGUAUUUGAUUCAAAUAAGUUAUCAUUAGAUACUAAUACUUUAAAAAUUGCAAAAGAG
Racocetra persica is the source of this 194-nucleotide messenger RNA. The record is from the annotation of a GenBank genome assembly. Lineage: Eukaryota; Fungi; Glomeromycota; Glomeromycetes; Diversisporales; Gigasporaceae.